This is a messenger RNA of Nematolebias whitei (Rio pearlfish), 1392 nucleotides long. RefSeq names its product anti-silencing function 1Bb histone chaperone (gene asf1bb). The record is from RefSeq and is a predicted model, not a curated record. Lineage: Eukaryota; Metazoa; Chordata; Actinopteri; Cyprinodontiformes; Rivulidae. The transcript is spliced from 4 exons. Gene Ontology annotation, cellular component: nucleus. The coding region runs from base 223 to 822 and encodes 199 amino acids. Gene Ontology annotation, molecular function: histone binding. Gene Ontology annotation, biological process: DNA replication-dependent chromatin assembly.
CUCCCUAAAUCCACCCGUGUGUCAUUUUAGUAGGUAUUCUUUGAGAAUAGAAGGCUCAAACUUUUAACGUCCACUCUUUCCGCCUCGGAGCUUCAGUUUUUCAGUGUGCUCGUGAGCAACGACGCUUAAGUGCCGAGUGGCUCCUCCAAAUUUCCUCACGUAAGACGGAAAAAUAAGCUAUUUACUUUGUCAGGUCGGUGCCUCAGAAGAUUGAAUUCUGCCAUGGCCAAGGUACAAGUGUUAAACGUUGCUGUGUUGGACAACCCAAGCCCGUUUGGAAACCCGUUUCAGUUUGAAAUAACGUUUGAAUGCAUGGAGGAUUUGCCAGAAGAUUUGGAGUGGAAGAUCAUCUAUGUGGGCUCAGCUGAGAGUGAAGAAUACGACCAGGUUCUGGACUCCGUGUUAGUCGGUCCGGUACCAGCCGGAAGGCAUAUGUUUGUGUUUCAGGCCGAUGCUCCAAACACAGCACUGAUUCCAGAAAGUGAUGCUGUCGGAGUGACUGUAGUCCUCAUAACAUGCACCUACCGGGGACAGGAAUUUAUUCGGAUCGGUUAUUAUGUCAACAAUGAAUACACGGACCCAGAGCUACGAGAAAAUCCACCUCUAAAACCAGACUACUCCCAGCUCCAGAGGAAUAUUUUGGCCUCCAAUCCUCGUGUCACCCGCUUCCAUAUUAACUGGGAGGGCUUGGCUGACAAGAUGGAGGACAGCGAGAAUGUCGACCCGUCCCCAAACACUGGUGGAAUGCUUCAUCCCAGCUGUAUACCUGGAAAGUUGCCACCCCUUGGACAGAUGCCAGACAACUCCAUGGACUGCAUGUAACAGUUUGUAUCACAUAAUGGACAAGGAGCUCUUUGAACAACUCCACAUAUCCACAGGGAGGCCAUGGGUGUAUCGACGUGAAACAUGGACAUUAUUUCUCUAUGGCGCACAGGUUGGGGUGGGCGUGGAAUCGUUGCUAGCUUUGGUUCCCCUCUUGUACGCUCGCUCCGAUCUGCACAGCCAGAAUUGCCUUAAAUUAUCAUAAUUUUGCAUUAGAUGUUGACGUUUCAAAGGUUUGAGUCAUGGAGGUGGCGCAGUCAUUAAACUGGCUCGCAUCACCAGAGCCAUGACACGUAUGUUAGCAGUGAUUCUUUAUUUUUUAACUUUGUUUUUCAUACCCUUUUGUGCGCAAAUCAAAUCCUUGGGAACAGCUUUGUACAUCUAAAUGUAUUGCAGGAAGAGUUGUGAUGUGCAGCGUCUGCAUGUGAAACAAAUUUUGGGUCAAUUUAGCAUGUUCUACUGGAAGAGGGUGGGUACUGCAGAGUAACACGGUGUAGUUACAGUACCCUUUGAAUGUUUUAAUAAAAUCUGAAGGCGAAGGUGAAAUGUGCAAGAUGUUGCUGUCAAAUC